CAUGCGCACACAAGGAAAUACGCCCAGAAACGUAAAUGAAGAAAAAGACACUCACGUUAGGCCUUCGAGCCGGGUGCCGCCAUGGAGGGAACCUCUCUCACGUCGGGAGCCGGGGAGACCCCCACCGCCGCCCGAAGGAGCCCGGAGAAGGAGAGAGAAAAAGGAGUCCUGUGUUCCCCGGAGAGGAGCAAUGGCAGCCCAUCUGCAUUUUGGCCCUCGCUGCUGGCACUGCUCCCAAAACAGGCUCUGACCCUUGAUCUGGGCCCCUCGGAGGAGGAAAAAGUGGACCCUGCUGUAACCUGGCUACUGGAGGAAGCGGCUGGGCUGCUCCAAGGGCCCCUCCAACCUGGGGACCCCAGUCUGGGGCGCCUCUUGUUCCUGAGUGGUGCAGCGUGCGACUUCUGCUGGGAGCGGCUGAAUGUAGGGCCCUGGAGGGAAGUGCAGGGGACCUGGCGCAGGGCCUUCGCCUGGGGCUGCCUCCUCCGCGCCCUGGGACUCUGCCGCCAGGACCCUCAGGGCGGACCCCGCCAGGCUCUGCGCCAGUGCGACUUGGGCCUGCUCCUGGGGGCUCCACUCCCAGGAGACGCCUUGCAGAGAGCGGUUGGCCUCCUCCAGCAGCACCUGCAGGGCCUUGAAGAGGACAAAGAGAAGAAGGAGGCGGAGGAGGAGGAGGACAGACCCCCUCCCAAGAAGAUCCAAAGGGACUUCUCUGUGAUCCCCUCCGUGAAGAGCGAGGCGUCCAUUCCGCACCUUCUCUGCCCAUCGCUGGAGCACUUCCGGGACCACCACCUGACCCCUCAGCAGCCUGUGGUUCUGGAGGGGGCCGUGAGCCACUGGCCCUGCAUGAAGAAGUGGAGUGUACCGUACCUGCAGCAGGUGGCUGGCAGUCGGACUGUCCCAGUGGAGUUGGGCUCCCGGUACACGGACCAGGAGUGGUCCCAGGCCCUCAUGACUGUCGGGGAGUUCAUCGACAGAUACAUCGAGAAUGAGUUCCCAAACCGCACUGGAUACCUGGCUCAGCACCAGCUUUUUGAACAGAUCCCGGAGCUGAAGGCGGACAUUGGGGUCCCCGACUACUGCUGCCUGGGCGAAGGAGACGAGGACGACAUCACCGUGAACGCCUGGUUUGGUCCGGCUGGCACCGUCUCCCCACUCCAUCAUGACCCGCAGCACAACUUCCUGGUCCAAGUUAUGGGCCAGAAGUACAUCCGCUUGUAUUCGCCCCAGCAGUCGGAGCGGCUGUACCCACACGAAGGCCACCUCCUCCACAACACAAGCCAGGUGGACGUGGAGGACCCCGACCUGGAGACAUUCCCCCGGUUCCAGGCCGCAGCCUUCCAGGAGGGCCUCCUGGGCCCCGGGCAGGUUCUCUUCAUCCCGGCUGGACACUGGCACUAUGUCCGGGCUUUGGACACCAGCUUCUCUGUCAGCUUCUGGUGGUCAUAGCUCCGACCUGGAGCAGAUGCAUGAGGAAAAGCAAAGGUACCAGCCAGAGGGGCUUGUUGCAGCCUUUUUUGUUGGGGAAUCUGAGCUGUUAGGCUCAAAAUAACCCUCAGUUGGGCGAUUCCACCAUAAAUAUAGCAAGUACCAGAAAUCACAACCAGCAAAAAAAAAAAAAAACUUUCAUGUUGUUCUGUCACACGCUGGGCCGGUCUAUUAUAUAGGACAUACGCUUUACGCCCAGCGGGAAGCCAGGGUGCCUAAAGAAAGGUUGUUGAGAAAUUUCCCUGAAGAUGGCCUUGAAGUCUUUAAAGAAAUAACAAAGUCUUUAUUGACGAACAAAUAAUAAAUCUUCAAGGAGUCUUGUCCCACAGGACAGGCAAUUGGCUUUGAAUAACUGUGAAAACCCUCUUAUAACCCCUCCCAGGCUAUCUAUUUUCUGGGCCUAGCUGGUCUGGGACCCACUGCCGACUCCAAGUGCGUCUGGUUGUCGAGUGGACCUACCAGCCAAGGCUUGCAGAUGUUUCUGUGCUGUUGUUCUGUAUCCCCGGACGGUCUUUAUCCCUGGUGUUCUUGAAAUAUGAAGCUUUUUACGGGACGAGCUGGUCUACGUCCUAUAGCUGAGCUUCCUAAGUGAGACUAACUUAAAAAUGGCUCCUUCCCUCCCAGAGCCCUGAACAAGGGGCGGAACCAAAUUUAAUGGUGAUUAACAGGUGGCCUGUCCUAUGAUUGCAAACAUUUGCAGCAAGAAAAUAAAGUUGAAGUUUCUGGUACAGCUGUACCAGCACACAUGUGAUGAGCUGAGACAAGCGUCUAUUUCUUAGGAUGGUUUAGGAUUGCAGAGUCGAAACUACGAAAAUAUUUAUUGAAAGACAGCCCUUUUUGGGUAAACAUGCAUAGGAAUGUGGGGGAAGGAGUCCCUCAACUUAGCCCUGUCUCUAGCCUAGAUACUCAUUGAGGACUGGAAACUUAAUGACACAAAAGACUUAUGCAGUUCAGGGAUGAAACCCAACGCUUUUUAGUGCUGCCAUUGGGAGGGCCUGGCAGAGAGCCAAGAGACGGGGUAUUGGAGGAGCCAGGGAGAAGAAGGUGUGGGGAACUGUUGCCCUUUGGGGAUUCAUCAGAACCUGAACUGGAAUAAAACCAACUAUGUUUCUAAGAAUCCUGCCUUCCAAAUUGAAAACUCCUCACAGCUGGUGGAGAUGAAAAGCAAGGUGGCUAACCAAGGAGAACCAAACCAGAUUUUUAUUUGAAAAUUUAUAAUAAACUGUUUUAUUUUAAACUUUACAAGAAGUUGUUUUAAUUCAAAAGUUAUAAAAAAGCCCACUAUUUCAAACUUAUUCCUUUUCAACAAACUUUACAACAACUGUAACUGCCCUGGCUAUUCCAACUGGGCCCUUUGAAGCCGUCUGAGGCUGGGGGUCUCCUCCUGCCCUCGUUGAGGCUCCCACUGGCGGCUGGGGUCCUGUGGGCUCAGCUCUGGGCUGGAAGCAGAGAGAAAGACAGAGACAUGGGGUCAUUUGGGGGAACCUUUGCGGCAGUCAGUACUGCCCCUUUUGCCGCCAUCCAGGGCAUGAUAAUUUAUUUAUUUAUUUACAGCAUUUAUAUUCUGCCCUUCUCACCCCGAAGGGGACUCAGGGCGGAUCACAUUGCACACAUAAAGGUAAACAUCCAAUGCCAUAACAUAGAACAGAGACAAGACGCAGGCACGGGCUGGCCUCGCACUCAUGACCUCUUGGUCAGAGUGAUUUGUUGCAGCUGGCUUGCUUUCCAGGCUGCGCCACAGCCCGGCCCAGGGGGAAGCUUGGUUCUUUGGGCAAAGAGAAGCAUCAUCCAAGGAGGGUGAGGGUUAAGCCAGGAAAAGAAGUGGGGCAGAAGGGAGAAAAGGGCCUUUGGGAGCAAAGGUGCUCCUGAGAAGUGCUAUAGAUUUGCUCCAAGACUACAGAGACUUUGAUUUUUUUUUUUUACUCCAAGCCAGGUUUGAGCCAAUUGAUUUGUACACUGAUAUACAGUAGAGUCUCACUUAUCCAACAUAAACGGGCCGGCAGAAUGUUGGAUAAGCGAAUACAUUGGAUAACAAGGAGAGAUUAAGGAAAAGCCUAUUAAACAUCAAAUUUGGUUAUGAUUUUACAAAUUAAGCACCAAAACAUCAUGUUAUACAACAAAUUUGACAGAAAAGGUAGUUCUAUAGGCAGUAAUGUUACGUAGUAAUUACUGUAUUUACGAAUUUAGCACCAAAAUAUCAUGAUGUAUUGAAACAUUGACUACAAAAAUGCGUUGGAUAAUCCAGAACGUUGGAUAAGCGAAUGUUGGAUAAGUGAGACUACUGUAUUUAGUUUCACAGCAUAUUACAUACCAUUUUGGAGAGACUGAAUGUACACAUACUGUGUCGCUAACAAAUUUUAGUUGGAGUCUGGUUGAUAUAUGUCUGAUAUAUGUUUUAUACUGAAAACUGCUGUGUAGCAUUUAAAUCUGGAUGAUUGCAGUCUAUAAAUCUUUAUACUCUGUAGGUUACUACUUUAAGUUACGACUGUGUGCCACUACAGCUGACUGAAUUUGGUCAUCAGUUGUAUUAUUAUUUGUAUUAUUGUUAACAUUAUUAUGUAUACGAUGCUCUAAUAUACAUAUUGUGUUCUAUGCUUUGAACCUUUAUUGCGGUGCAUAUUUCUCAGCUAUUAUAUAGCAAAGGUGCUCUCACCUGGCACCCGGUGAGGCCAGAAUUGCUUGCAGUGUGGACAGCGGGGCUCGGCCUGUGUGCGGAAGUACCUGGCCAGGCAGUGUAGGUGCACUGCGGUCCCACAAUCCUCACAGAUCUGGCUCUGAAGGACAGAAGAGCAACUGGUGGGUUUAGCAGCUUCUGGGAGAGAAGAAGCCCCCCCCCCAAAUCUCCUGCCUAUUUACCUGGAUGCAGAGACUGUGGCAGAAGUGGCACUUGUGGGCCAUGUCCGGGUAAUGGCGGAAGAUGUACUGCUCCAGCUCCAAGAUGCUGCGGAUCGAGAGCGUGUACUCCCCCUCCUUCUGCAGCCGCAAGGAAGGAAAGAUAAGAUUGUUGGGGAAUCUGAGCUGUUAGGCUCAAAAAUAACCCUCAGUUGGGGUGAUUCCACCUUAAAUAUAGCAGAGCACCAGAAGUAAACUUUAUAACCAGCAGAAACGUACAUGUGAUGAGUUGGGAUAAGCUUGUAUUCCUUAUAAUAAUAAUAAUAACUUUAUUUUUAUACCCCGCCUCUAUCUCCCCAAAGGGGAUUCAGGGCGGCUUACAUGGGGCCAAGCCCAAAUAAAACAUGACAACAGACAAGAGACAUGCACAAUUAAAAAUGUAAACAUUAACCAAUAAAGUAAAUGACAAAAACUUAAUAAAAACAUGGAUUAAAAUGGAGAGGUUGUAAAAAUAGAUUGGAUAAAGUGCACCAUAUAAAUAUUGUAAACACGAAGUGCUGCAAAUUCUUGGAAGUGCAAAUUGGGAUGGGAAUAGACCCUGUGUCUAUAUCAAGUUGACAAAAGUAAAAAGUGCAAACCGGUACAAGAAUGGUCACGGAUACAGGAUUGUUAUGGGGAUGAGCAAUCUUCAUCCAAAGGCCUGAGUGAAGAGCCAGGUUUUCAAGCUCUUCCUUAGGAUGGCUUAGGAUUGCAGAGUCAGAACUUUAGGUCCAAAAAUAUUUAUUGAAGCAAAAGAAUUACAUUCUUGAUAGAAGUAGUCUUGGAACUAACUAGCCUACUAAAUAUGAUCUUCUAAACAGGUAAAAGGGUAAAAAGUCAAUGCAGAUACAUUUUGCCUGGAGAGAGUGAAAAUGUGCAUCCUCAUAGGUAGAAAGAAAAGCAGAAGACUGAAAAAUGCUGAAAGGCCACAUGGCCAGCCCAGGGCAAUAAAACUUAAAAAAGAAGUUCCCUCACAGAAUUCAAUUACUACUUCAUCAAAAGGGGGGUGGGGAGAGACAGUGGCUAGCAGGAAGAGGAAAAAUCAAGCCUUUUUUGGGGGGAAAACGUGCAUAGAAAUGUGGAUUUCAAUACUAAAGUCCUGGUAUGCUAGGGAGUUCCACGUGUUCCUUUCUCCCCUCCCAGAUUACUCUUUUGAGUAUUAUCCUGAAAGAUUCAGCAUCCCCAGGGGCCUGCUAUGUUGGCAUAGAUUUUGAAUGUCCAGUGGGUUUGUUACUGGUGGUAUUUAAUUGUUUUUCUUUUCUACUGGAGAAUCAAAAAGUCAGGUGCGAACGCAAUAAAUAAUAAUUAAAAAGCAAAAAAAUGAAUGUGGGGGAAGGAAUCCCUCAGCUUAGCUCUGUCUCUAGCCUAGCUACUCGCACAAUCUCUUCGUUCCUAGGGGGAGGCCCUUCUCUCGCUCCCACCUCCGUCACAAGUGUGGUUGGUAGGGACGAGGGAAAGGGCCUUCUCCGUAGUGCCCCCCCCCCCCCCCCGGUUCUGGAACUCGCUCCCCAGGGAAAUUAGGCAAGCUUCCACUCCGGACGUCUUCAGGAAGAGCCUGAAAAUGUGGCUCUUCAUUCAGGCUUUUGAAUAAGUACCUCCUAUUUGCAAUGAUAAACUUCCCGUACUAGUCUCAGGGUUCACCCCCCUUUUUAAGGUUUCUCCCCCAUGAACUUAAAGCACUUUAACUUCCACCAUGUUUACAAGUCUUACUUAGUGCACUUAUGCCCAGUCCAUUUUUAUGACUUUAUUGCUGUAUUUAAACCUGUGUUUUAUUAAUGGUUGUCAUUUUAUUUAUGUCUUUUUAAAUUUUUAUUUGCGGUGUUGUUCGGUUCCUGAUGUUAUUGUACUUUUGUUCUGCAUUUGUAAGCCGCCAGAGUCCCCAUGGGGAGAUGGAGGCGGGGUACAAGAAUAAAAUUAUUAUUAUUAAAAAUUAUUAUAGCUA
Molecule: messenger RNA, 6298 nt
Organism: Anolis carolinensis (green anole)
Lineage: Eukaryota; Metazoa; Chordata; Lepidosauria; Squamata; Anolidae
Gene: kdm8
Product: lysine demethylase 8
Exons: 8
Coding region: 82-1446 (454 amino acids)
Cellular component (GO): nucleus
Molecular function (GO): histone H3K36 demethylase activity
Source: RefSeq, a predicted model, not a curated record